This is a messenger RNA of Emys orbicularis (European pond turtle), 555 nucleotides long. It is a transcript of the gene LY96, whose product is annotated as lymphocyte antigen 96. Lineage: Eukaryota; Metazoa; Chordata; Testudines; Emydidae. Gene Ontology annotation, molecular function: lipopolysaccharide immune receptor activity; lipopolysaccharide binding; Toll-like receptor 4 binding. The record is from RefSeq and is a predicted model, not a curated record. Gene Ontology annotation, biological process: toll-like receptor 4 signaling pathway; positive regulation of lipopolysaccharide-mediated signaling pathway; cellular response to lipopolysaccharide. The coding region runs from base 85 to 555 and encodes 156 amino acids. Gene Ontology annotation, cellular component: lipopolysaccharide receptor complex. The transcript is spliced from 4 exons.
CUUUCCUGAAAACAAAGUGUUCAAGUAAAAUAUUCACCCAGAUAGUACCCCCUUUAUUUUUGAAAGGCUUGAAGAUAUACAAGCAUGUUUCAGCUUGUUUUUUUCAUUCUGUUUACUUCUGGAUUCACUGAAUCACAAGGAAAAAAAGUGCUUUGCAGCUCCUCAGAUGUAGAAAUAUCGUAUUCCUUUUGUGAUUCUAUGGACCAUGUUUUCUUCCUUAGUAUAGUCCCUUGUUCCUUUAGAGAAGGUCGUUGGAAAGUUACUCUUUUAUGGAUUCCAAGGAGUGAUAUAAUCUUUUUGGAGAGCAGCAUCAAUGUAUGGUAUGAUGCUGGAAAUGUAUUAGAAUGGAAAGAAGUUAUUUGCAGUGGAUUUGAUGAUGACUAUUCAUUUUGUGGAACUCUGAAGGGAGAGACGAUCAAUACAACAUUUGAAUUUAGCGGUUUAAAGAUGAAAUUGCUGAAGGUACUCUCCAAAGUAUAUAUACUAUAUCUAAUAUAUAUGUUAAAGGUUACAAAAAUUUGUCAAAUAGCUUGCUUACAUGUAUACUUCCGCUGA